This is a messenger RNA of Rodentolepis nana, 4653 nucleotides long. NCBI's taxonomy places the organism in Eukaryota, Metazoa, Platyhelminthes, Cestoda, Cyclophyllidea, Hymenolepididae. The record is from the annotation of a GenBank genome assembly.
AUGCAACAGCCAUCCUCACAACAGGUGCAAAUGGCUCUUCCAAAUGGGCCCUCCACGCCUUUGAAUGGUCAGGAAGCUACAAAUCCUAUGAUAACUGGCCCCCCACUUCUGCAUCAGCAACAGCAGAGUUUUCCUCCUCCACCUCUUGCACCUAGUGGCUAUGUAAAUCCAUCAAUCCCUUCUCAAGAUUCAAGUACUGUCCAUCAUCAACCCCCACUUUCGUCACAAAUGCAGUGUAAUGCUCCUCCGAAUGUCAUUGUCGGACGGCAACCCCUCCCUGGACAAGUCUACGAAAGCGUACAGCCUCCCAUCUAUCCGCCUCACCCCGGUCCUAGUUAUGGUUCAAAUCCGGGUGGGGUUUUUCCUCCUCCAAACGCCUCAAUAUUGGGUCCUGUGGUUGGUCCAUCGGGGCUACAACAGUCUUCUGCAUUUGUUAAGGGCCAGUUGGGUCAAUUGCGUGCUCAGAUUAGUGUCUAUAAACUUCUUUCUAAGUCUCAAUCUGUUCCUGAAAAUAUUCUAUCAGUGGCUGAAGGGCGAGGAUCUGCAGUUCCCGUUUUUCAUAAUUUCCCACCGAGAGUUCCCGUACCUGUUUCGGGUCAUUCACAAAUUCUCCAGGAUGCUACUCAACAACACCAGCAAAACCGACCACCGUUACCGGUACGUUGGGGUCAUGGCGGCUACGCAGGUCCUCCUCCAAAUGCUGCUUUUAUGGCUGGUUUACAAGGUUCUCAGAUCGGCCGCAGUCGCAUAGGUUCUAUCCAACGCCCUCAAGGUCUUGAUCCAGUAGAACUGCUAAAGGAACGUGAACAACGCAUCCAGUCUCGUAUUGGUCAAAGAAUUAAACAACUCUCUAGCCUUGGAGUUUUCUCUACGCCACAGCAAAGAAUUAGUCUAGAGGUAGAAUUACGUUCUCUGCGUCUACUUAAUUUUCAACGUCAGUUGAGGCAGGAUAUGGUCGCAUCAAUGCGUCGUGAUACAAGUCUCGAAACUGCCCUCAAUAUUAAAGCCUAUCGUCGACCAAAGAAGCAGAGUCUCCGCGAAGCACGUUAUAACGAGAAACUAGAACGUCAGCUGAAACAUGAACAGGAGAAAAGGCGUCGUCAGAAACACCAAGAAUUCCUUAACGCAGUACUAAGCCAUGGUCGUGAGUUUCGUGAAUACCAUCGAAACUGCAAUGUUCGUAUGUCAAAAAUCAAUAAGGCUAUUCUCACUGCCGAGCGUGACAGACGCCGUGUUCAGCAACGUAUUGAUAGAGAACGUAUGCGUCGUUUGAUGGAGGAAGAUGAUGCAGGCUACCGUACUCUGAUUGAUGAAAAGAAGAACAAGCGCCUGCAUUACCUUCUUACUCAAACGGAUCAGUUUAUUGAUAACUUAGCUAAAUUGGUUAAGGAUCACAAAAAAGAGCAGAACAAAUUGCGAAUUAAGGAUAUUAGAGAGAGAUGCAGACAAGCUCAAGAGCGUUGUCUCUUAAAUGCAGUAAAUAAAUAUCAUGCAAUCGCCAAGAAUCUUAUUCUCGAAGGUGUGGCUCCUCCGGUCUGGAUGAAUACUCUUCCUCCUCCUGGUAUUUUCCCCGAUGAUUUAGUGCAGGCGAGUCGAGACUUGGCUGCUGGAAAAGCACCAAUGUUGAACACAAUUCCUUGGCCGGAUAUCAGGCUGCCAGUUUGUAAUUCCAGUACGAAGGAGUUUUUGGAAGGCGAAUCUGCGCCUUUUGCAAAUGAUGCUCAUAAUUGGUUACAAGAGCAUGUUGGCUGGGAGAUUGCGCCAACAGACGAGAAUGGAGUAGUGUUGGUUGAUCUCAUUGAAGAGGAUGAAGACGCCUCUUCGAAGAAAAAGAGUUCUGGCGCUGCAGAAGACGAGGACGAUGCGGUUAUUGACACAGUUCGGGGUAAUGAGGAUGAUGAAUACAAAUCGGGCGGUAGCCAAUCCUAUUACGCUCUAGCGCACGCCAUUCGCGAACAGGUGAAGGAACAAGCCUCUAUUCUAGUCAAUGGCAAACUCAAGGAAUAUCAGAUGCGUGGUCUCGAAUGGCUGGUCUCACUCUACAACAAUAACCUCAAUGGUAUUCUUGCUGAUGAGAUGGGCUUGGGUAAAACAAUACAGACUAUCGGUCUCAUUACUUAUCUCAUGGAGAAAAAACGAGUCAACGGACCUUACCUCAUUAUCGUUCCUCUUUCGGUCAUGGCUAACUGGGCAAUGGAGUUUGAAAAGUGGGCUCCGAGUGUGAAGAAAAUUCUUUACAAAGGUUCUCCACAAUGUCGUCGUGCGUUACAGAAUCAAAUUAAAGCGGCAAAAUUCAACGUCCUUCUUACUACUUAUGAAUACAUUAUCAAGGACAAAUCUGCACUUUCGAAAGUCAACUGGCGAUAUAUGAUUAUUGAUGAGGGUCACCGUAUGAAAAACCAUCACUGCAAAUUAACUCAAAUCCUCAACCAUCACUACAAUGCGCCCUACAGACUUCUUCUAACUGGCACACCCCUUCAAAAUAAGCUUCCGGAGUUAUGGGCUCUACUCAAUUUCUUGUUACCAAAGAUCUUCGACAGUUGUAACACUUUUGAGCAGUGGUUUAAUGCACCAUUUGCUGCUACUGGUGAGAAGGUGGAAUUAAAUCAUGAAGAAACUCUCCUCAUUAUUCGUAGAUUACACAAAGUGCUUCGUCCUUUCCUUCUGCGUCGUUUAAAGAAGGAAGUGGAAUCACAACUACCAGAAAAAGUUGAAUAUGUUAUUCGUUGUGAGAUGUCUGCUUUACAACGUGUUUUAUACUCAUAUAUGCAGUCGAAAGGUGUUAUUCUUACUGACGGAUCAGAGCGAGAUAAAAAGGGUAAGGGAGGUACUCGCACACUGAUGAAUACCAUUAUGCAACUGCGUAAAAUUUGCAACCAUCCAUUCAUGUUCAGUCACAUUGAAGCAGCAAUCGCAGAGUUUCAAAAUCCCCCACCUCCUGGUCAACCACCACCGACGCAAGUGGAGGGCAAGCUACUUUUCCGAUCUUCGGGAAAGUUUGAGUUGCUUGAUCGUAUUCUGCCAAAAUUAAGAGCUACUGGACAUCGUGUGCUUAUAUUUUGUCAAAUGACCAGUCUAAUGACUAUAAUGCAGGACUAUUUUGACUACAGAGGUUUUCGAUAUCUUCGUUUGGAUGGUGCCACAAGGGCGGAUGAUCGUGGCGAAAUGUUAAAGGAAUUCAACGAUGAAUCACAGGAAUACUUUAUCUUUUUGCUUUCCACUCGAGCUGGUGGUUUGGGAUUGAAUCUGCAGACAGCUGAUACAGUUAUUAUAUUUGACUCUGAUUGGAAUCCACAUCAAGAUCUUCAAGCCCAAGAUCGAGCACAUCGUAUUGGUCAGCAGAAUGAAGUGCGUGUGCUGCGUCUCAUAACAAUUAAUUCUGUGGAGGAGAAAAUACUGGCAGCAGCGCGCUAUAAGCUAAACGUUGAUGAGAAAGUCAUUCAAGCUGGUAUGUUUGACAAUAAGUCCACGGGGUCUGAGCGUCGACAGUUUUUGCAGAACCUUCUCGAAGCCGACGAAGAGGCAGAUGAGGAUGAGAAUGAGGCGCCGGAUGAUGAGACUGUGAACCAGAUGCUUGCUCGCUCUGAAAAGGAGUUUGACAUCUAUCAACGUAUGGAUGUCGAGCGUCAGGUUGCCGAACGUCAACUGUCAAAACCUGAACCUCGUCUGAUGGAGUAUACUGAACUUCCUGAUUGGAUUGUGCGCGAUGAGGAAGAAGUGGAAAGGUCUCUCAAUAUGGAUGAAACUGCUCUUACUUCUAUGAGACGUCAGCGUAAGGAAGUAGACUACUCAGAAGUUCUGACUGAGAGAGAGUUCCUCAAGGCAAUCGACGAAGGAGAUGAUUUAGAGGAGGCAGAAGAAAAAUCUCGCUUGCGCAGGGCGAAACGAAAGAGGAGGCGUAACGAGCCUGAUUAUAGUGGUAUGGAUGAUGUGAGUUCCGAUGCUGGUAGUAGUGUAAAGGCGGCACCAGUUGUUAAACGUCGUCGUGGACGUCCACCACAGUCUAACUCUGGUGCAGGCUCGACCGCCAACACUCGACGAUCUAUUUCCCCAAAACUGCAGGAACGCAUGAAGCGGCUUCUGCAGAUAGUCGUUGACUAUAAAGAUAAAGACCAGCGUGUUCUAAGUGAACCCUUCAUGAAGUUACCAACUAAGAAGGAAUUGCCAGAUUACUAUGAAGUGAUCAAGCGCCCAGUUGAUUUCCACCGUAUCAAAGCACGUGUGAAGGAUGGUAAAUAUCGCAGUAUGGAUGAGCUUGAAGCGGAUAUCAUUCUUCUUUGCAAGAAUGCUCAAACAUACAACAUUGAUGGUAGUCUUAUUUUUGAGGAUUCUGUGGUAUUACAAACAGUGUGGACAAAUGCAAGGCAGCAGUUAGAGACUAUGGAAGGGAUUACGCCAAGUGAAGGCGGUGCAUCAAUUUACCCAGAAGAUGAAACUUCGAGUUCCCGCAAGAUGCCUUCCACUUCGCGUCAUAACAAUCAGUCAACGGCUGAUGAGAGCAUGGACUGCGACAACACAAUGGACGAAACGACGGGUAACACCACCGCUGGAGAUGCUAAUGCUGGUGGAGGUAAUGAAGCCUCUCUCAUGGGAGACACAAUUGAUGACGAUGGUAAGAAUCAUUCACUUAUUUACAAUGGUAGUGUGCGCUAA